Messenger RNA from Yamadazyma tenuis ATCC 10573, 1680 nucleotides. RefSeq lists its product as uncharacterized. The record is from RefSeq and is a predicted model, not a curated record. Gene Ontology annotation, cellular component: cytoplasm. Gene Ontology annotation, molecular function: nucleic acid binding; zinc ion binding. NCBI's taxonomy places the organism in Eukaryota, Fungi, Ascomycota, Pichiomycetes, Serinales, Debaryomycetaceae.
AUGAAAACAGACUACUAUGAGUUGUUGGACGUAGCCAUAGAUGCUUCGGAUACCGAGUUAAAGAAGGCAUAUAGAAGAAAGGCUCUACAACUUCAUCCUGACAAAAAUCCUGAUGAUAUUGAGGGUGCUACUGCCCGAUUUGCCUUAGUACGUGCUGCCUACGAGGUGUUAUCUGAUCCACAGGAAAGAUCAUGGUAUGACUCUCAUAAAGGCCUGAUCUUGAACGACGAUAAAGUCGUCGAAACAGAAAAUGACGAGUUGGUUAUCCCAUCGAUCUCUGUAGAAGAGUUGUAUCGUUAUUUCAAUCCUUCCUUUUAUUCUCAAAUUAACGACAGUCAGAACGGGUUCUUUUACGUGGUAGCUAGUUUAUUUGGACGACUUGCCUCAGAAGAAAUAAACCAUGGAAGACACCAGAAAUUUCCAGAAUAUGAGAGGUAUCAAGAUAACUCUCCCAACGUGAGUGCUCUAGACGACUCUGUGUUGAUGUACCCAAAGUUUGGUAAUAGUGGUACCGAUUAUGCCACCAACAUCAGACUGUUCUAUAACGUGUGGUCGCUGUUCCAAACGGUAAAGACUUUCAGUUGGAAAGACGAAUACCGGCUCAGUUCUGCUCCCGAUAGAAAGACAAGAAGGUUAAUGGAGAAGGAGAACAAAAAGUUCAGAGAAGCUGCUAGAAAAGAGUAUAAUGAGACUAUAAGAAACUUCGUCCAGUUCAUCAAGAAGAGAGACCCUAGAGUCAAAAAGGGGAUACAGGAGUUGGAGAAGGAGAAGAAACGGAAAAAGAAGGAAGAAAUUGACAAUCAGAUAAAGCUCAACAAGCAACAAAGAUUGAAAGCACUAUCACAGUCCAACAACUUUGAGGUUCAAGAUUGGCAAAAGUUUUCCGUAGAAGAACUUGAUGAACUUGAAGGAAUGUUAAAUGAAGAGUAUAAAUCAAGCUCAGACAGUGAAUUCGACGAAUUUGAACAAGUGGAUGAUAUAGAAGUUUUUGAGUGCAUUGUCUGUGACAAGGUAUUCAAGAACGAGAAACAGUACCAGAUUCACGAAGACUCCAAAAACCACCGCAAGGCAGUGAAUAAGUUGAAAUACGAGAUGAGAAAAGAGGGUGUGGAACUAGGAAUUGAUGAGCAGUUUGAAACUGCCAGUGAACAUAAUUCUGAGUCUGAAGACGAAGAAGCAAGCCACGAGGAAUUUCCUGUUGUUUCUGAUACUUCAGAGACCAAUUUAGAAAAUCAGUCUGUUGAUCCUUUGGUAUUUGAGGUUGAUGACUCGAUUGAAAGUGAUGAUUACAGUGAAGAUUUAUCCUCAUCUCAACCCCAGAAAACCAAGGUUAAAGGUAAAAAUAAGAAGUCUUCUUCAAUCUUGAAUCUAGAGGACGAGCUAUCGAAGAUCACUGGUUUGGCUUCUGGAAUCAAUCUUGACAGCGACGAAGAUGACUGGAGUAAUUCCGGUAAAAAACCCAAGAAAAGGACGAAAAAGGCAGAGAAAAAGGGAACAUAUACUCCUUCUCUACCAGGGGCCUCUUCUCCAUCGCCAUCACCUUCACAAUCUACUGCAAAAGGACUGGAAUCAUGUGCUACUUGCAACAACAGUUUCAGUUCUCGUAACAAACUAUUCCAACAUGUCAAGGAAACUGGGCAUGCUGCACCAGUUAAUAAAGUCAAGAAGAAAAGACGGUGA